AUGGCUCAAGGCCGAAUUUCAUUCGAGGAUUACCUCGAUCUCACAGCAUUAGUCUUCGAUUGGGGUGACAGCUACGAUGCAAAGGACUGGAAAAGACUCGAAUCCAUCAUCGCACCCGAGCUCCUCGUAGACUACACCACCAUUGGCAAAGCCCGCUGGGAAGCCAUGCCUGCCUCCCAAUUUAUGGCCAUGGUAACCGAUGACGAUUUCCUCGGCGAUCCUUGCGUCAAGACCCAACAUCUUCUCGGUGCUACCCGCUGGGAAAAAAUCUCAGACGAUUAUGUUAUUGGCCAUCAUCAAUUGAGAGCUGGUCAUCAAGUAUAUAAAGAUGCGGAUUUGAAGGAGAUCAAAUUGAAGGGUCAUAGUCAUGCCACCAAUGAGCAUUAUUAUAGAAAGGUUAAUGGGGUUUGGAAAUUCGCGGGGCUGAAACCACUUGUGAGAUGGAAUGAGGGUGAUGGAGAGAAUGAUUUCUUGAGGGUUUUCAAGGGAAGUUAUAAAAAGUAA
This is a messenger RNA of Botrytis deweyae, 504 nucleotides long. RefSeq lists its product as uncharacterized. The record is from RefSeq and is a predicted model, not a curated record. The coding region runs from base 1 to 504 and encodes 167 amino acids. Gene Ontology annotation, biological process: melanin metabolic process. Gene Ontology annotation, molecular function: scytalone dehydratase activity. The transcript has 3 exons. Lineage: Eukaryota; Fungi; Ascomycota; Leotiomycetes; Helotiales; Sclerotiniaceae.